Neocloeon triangulifer is the source of this 3001-nucleotide messenger RNA. RefSeq lists its product as uncharacterized. The transcript is spliced from 10 exons. The record is from RefSeq and is a predicted model, not a curated record. The coding region runs from base 289 to 2889 and encodes 866 amino acids. Lineage: Eukaryota; Metazoa; Arthropoda; Insecta; Ephemeroptera; Baetidae.
CGGCCAUGAGCGCAUGCGCCAUGAUAAUGUUAUGGAAGUCGGAAGAUGAAGAUGGAAGCCGGUCCUGCAGGGCGACGCACGUUGCACGUUGUUUUGGCUUGACUAAACAACUAUAAUUGUGGAAUUAUAAUUAGGUGCUAUAUUUUGAGUGAAGAGUCGUAACUAAUUCAGAAAGGACGAAAAGAGACAAUUGUUUGGCCCCCAUCAUGGCAAACCGGCACCAACUGAGCAACAUUUUUUUGACGUAAUUCAAACGAUUUCACUACCUCGUGAAUGUAAAGCAGAGAGAUGGAUCUGGAACUCGACUUUGAUUUCAUGUCCUUCGACAAUAGUUCGGCGUCUGCAGAGGAAUUGCAGAAUGACGCCCAAAAUGAGAUACUCAUGGGCUACCCUUUGUAUGUAACCCUUUUGAAUAACUUAGGUUAUAUGAAGCAGUCACUACUGAAAAGGAACAAAGUUAUUAGAAAGCUCCAAUCUUCAAAACAAGUUGUUUCAAGUCAGUUGGAGAAGACUAAAGCAGAUCUAAUAGUGGCGCAAUCAGAUGUUGAACGCUUUGUUGAUAAUAUGCAGUUGUUAAUAGAGACUCACAAUAACGAGGUAGAAAAGCUGAAAAACAUGGUUGCAGACAGCGAAUUUCAAAAGCAGCAACUUUCUUUUCGUCUGGAAGAAAUUACCCAAGCAAACCGAAGUGAAGUGAAACCAAAACUCAAGGCUAACAACGUCUCAGUUAAACUUCCAAAGCUCAAAGCCGUCAAACAAAACUACGCUACAGUAUCUUGUCAGACAGAUUUGUGCAACUCCAAAACAUCCAAGGAUUUCAGUGUCCAGACAGACUUGUACAACUCCUCCGAAACAUCCAAAGAUGUCAGUGUCCAGACAGACCUUGAGCUGGAAGGGUGCCCACGGAGCGUUGCCAACUCUGAACUGGGCGACUACAGAUUUUUACACCAACUUGAAUCGCCCAUUUCAAUGGUGUCGGACAACGGGGAUUUUGAGACUGUCUCCACCAUUUGGAGUGAAGUUCCAGAAGUAGCAUAUUCGCAUUCAACUGUGCAGACUCCAGCUCAGUGUCUUCCCUUUUCUGAGGUUACAGAAACUGGAAAUAGUCCUGAAGAUCUGGCUGAGGAUAACCAUCAAGCCAUUGUAGAAGCUCAAACUGAAACAAGUCGGAAAGAACUCCAGAAUAGCAUGUUUGAUGCUAUUGAAGAAAAUGAAAAUUUGCAAGCUGCUUGUAGCGUGCCAUUUAUCGACCAAUGUCUUACAACAGAUAUUUGUCGGAAUUUAGCCUCUGAAACGCCAUUGGAAAACCACCAUAUGUCUGAACUGAGAGUUAGUGAUGAAAAUGUUUUGGGAAUACAAAGAAAUCAGCGAAUUCCUCAAGCAAGUAAUGUACCUGAUCAACGGGAAGCUCUGGAAAUCCCAAUCACCUUGCAAGCAAUUUCUCCAGAUAUUUCAGAUAAACCUUUAGAAGACCUUGAAAGAUCCCUUUCUCCUCAACUAGACAAAUGUGAAGCAUGGCCUAGAACUUCAGAGAAGGGUGAAACAACUGCAUUAGAGGGAAAAUCUUUGGAGGAAAGCACAAGUUUAAUAUCAUCCAAGAAAAAAGUGACUAAAAUCGUCUCUCGUGCUCUUUCAAAAAAAUCAAUGCUGCUGGCAAGUUUGUUUGACACACCUGAUGAGGAGGAUUAUCAAGCUGAAGAAAAUAUCCCUUCUAUUGUAGAAGGGACAAGUCAAGAUUAUUGCAAGUCCUCGAGGCCUGCAGCACAUUUAGCAUCCUUAUCAAGGACAAUUGAGCCUUUCUAUGAUAAACCAAAUGCCACUUUGGAGGAAGAGGAGAAGGAGAUGGAACUUAUCCUGAGUGAAAUGAGCUCUCUGCCUCCGCUUAUUCAACCUCUCUCGCCAGUAGUACACAAAUUGAAAAGAAAGGCACUGUUGACUAUGGAUCACGGGGAAGAAAAAAUUGCAAAAUUUGAGGAAGAUUUUCACUUAGAGCUGUUAGACGAAAAGUUGCAAAAAAUUAUUAGCAACCCCCUAUCUCCUCUGCAGACGUUUGAUUAUACGGAAGGUGAAACUCAAGAGCCCAAAGAUAAUGGUUUUCAGGUAACUGAGUGCCAGGAGAGAAUGAAUGUUGAAAAAUCAGAAGAAACAGAAGGAAUUUUAAACUUCAGGAAAUCUGUUCUUUCGGGAUCUUAUGAUCUCGGUCAUAAAAUAUACAAAGGCCACAUUUCUUGCUUAAGUGUCAGCACGGAACAUUUUUGCAAGGGAAUGCUAGAUGACUUAUUUUACAAUGCUAAAAUCAUGUCUGUGGAAGUGACACCGGAAAUCCUCUCGAGAGCUUUUAUCAUAGGGGUAGCAAAGGAGCGAUGGACCCCUUUGAUCAAGGACAAACCACCCUUCCCUCUGACUUUGUAUGAGAGGAGAUCCAUUUUCGUCAUUAAACACCUGGAGGAUAGUCAAGAACGCUGGGCCAAUUUGGGAGUAACCGUCAUCAAAGAGGCUAUCAAAGUGCUACUCUCCCUAAGAAGACCUAAAAUUUUACGUGCGCAGAAAGAUGAAAAGUCACUUUUGUCAUCGCUAACAAGACUGAUCUCGGCUCUCUCAAUGCUAGCCAAGGAGCCACACUAUGCUAAGGGUCUUUUGCACUACAGCUGCCUCUACCUGCCCAACCAGUUUCCCACCAUUUACAAAACUCUAUUCACCACUUGGCCUAAACUGCUUAAAGCAGGACAAGACAAGCUCUUGAUUGACUAUCUAUGGCACUGCAGCCCAAAGGAGUCUCGACUUGAACUGCAGGAACUCCUAAAGUCUUUGCUUGGCAAAAACUUUGUACCAUCAGACCAUUUUGAUAUCUCUAGUUUAAAUGAUUUGACGCUGUUGAAGCCAAGAUGACCAUCAGCAAAAUGUUGCAAAGUCCUUCAUUUUGAUUAAAAAUUUGCUAUCUGAAAAGAAGAUUAAAAAAGAAACAGUUUGAUUUAAAAAGAAAACACCUAUAGGUAUUUAU